This is a messenger RNA of Ostreobium quekettii, 3411 nucleotides long. Lineage: Eukaryota; Viridiplantae; Chlorophyta; Ulvophyceae; Bryopsidales; Ostreobiaceae. The record is from the annotation of a GenBank genome assembly.
AUGCUGAACAAGUUCAAGAAGCGCUCGGGCGCCGUGCGGUUCCAGUUUAGCCUGCGCGUGCACAGCCUGGCGCCCUGGCCCGCGGUGGACAAGGCGGUGGCCAUAGGAUGGCAGCGAGGGUCCAAGAAGAACAAACGCGGCGCCACGGCGUCUAAGAUGCCGCAGCAGAUGGCGGGCCGCCUGGGCGCCGCCGUGGAGUUCGAGGAGUCCUUCCAGCUGUCGGCGACAAUGUACAUGGACGGCGGCAGCCGGCCCUCCACCACGGGGCCCUUCAAGAAGAAGGCCAUCGUGCUGGCGGUGCUGGAGACCGAGCGCUCCGGGGAGACCAAGUCGCUGGGCCGCGUGGUGAUCGACCUGGCGCACUACGCGGCUCCGCUGAACGAGGUCAGGCAGGACUUCGACAUCGCAUGCAGCAAGUCCAUCCAGUCCGCAGUGGGCACGCCCAAGCUGAGCGUCAGCCUGAGGUGCACAUGGAAGGGGGCUUCUGGGCCUGGGAGCGCUGCCAGCUCGCACAGCUCUGAUACCACAGGAAGUGCAUUGACAUCCAACUUGAGCACGUUUUGGCACAAGAAGGACAAGAAGGAUGCCAAGAAGCAGCAGAUCAGUAUGACAGGUGAACAAGUCGACGAUCUAAAGGGAUUUGAACACCUUGCCAACAGACCAUCAGGAGGCGCAGACAGCCCUACGCCUGGGAUGCAGGAGCCCUACCAGGACAGUCCCAACCCACCUGCCACUGACUUCCCUCGCUUGAACACCAUCAGAGAAAGCGAGCGAGAGUACUUAAGGCAUUCAGUUGACAUGACGCACACUGGGACACAUGACGGCACGCAUGGUGGCGCACAGAGGGCAAAGCAUGAUGCUAUCGCAGAGGACUAUGACGCUGAUGGCGUUCUCCGGGACAGCGAUCUUGACAGUGAGCCCAACCCUCCGGCAAACAACGCCUCGGGCGCAAACCCACCACCACGUCCUACCGAUCGCGUCAGCUCGUGGCUCGCCUCUGCCUUGGACGGGAGUGGCCGGGGAAGCAAGGCCCCUGAGAAGAAGACCAGAGAGCAGGAGGUGCAGGAGGCUGCCCGUAGCCUCCUCAACGCCUUGGGCAGCGACGAGGAUGAGAGGAGGGAGGAAGAAGAGGAGGAAGGCAGUGCAGGGAGUGAACACAGCGAUCAUGAUUCAGGGAAAGGUGCAAUGGAGUCACCGUUCGCAGAAGAGAAAGUGAAUCCAAGCAAUCCUGCUAGUGUUGGUGGGUCUCAAGGCAAGGAUGCUGCAUCUGCAGCAAUCAAGAAAAUGCCAUCGCAGCGAUCAGAAGCUGAAUCUGUGCAGUCUCGAAACAGCGACGCUGAGUCUCUGCCAGCCCAGCAAAGUUCUGAUUCAUUGCCAUCCCGCACAAGUGGGGCUGGAUCUUUGAAAUCGUUGAAGUCCCGGCGGGGAAGCAGGACAGGAUCCAUGAACUCCCGUCGGAGCAUUAAUCAGCCUGUGGUGUCUCGGCGCAGCACAGGCGACCCCCUGCCAUCAGCAGCAAGUGCAGCUGAAUCCCUUGCGUCUCGCAAAAGCGCAGCAGAAUCUCUGCCAUCGACACCAAGUGUUACAGAAACUGCACAAACUCAGAAAAGUGCAGCUGAUCCCCUGCCCGUGAAGGAGACCACAGCAGAGGUGGUACGUUCCCAGCAGAGUGCCCCCAAACCAUUGCCAUCCCGGCGUAGCGAACCAGGCGCCCGCAGUGCUCGACCUGGGACUGGUAGUGAGGAGCCUAAGCUCUCCAAGAAUGCCCGCAGAAGCCUGCCCGAACCUCUGGAUCGAGGAAAGCCCGAUGAACAGUCGAGAACAGGUAAGAGAUCGCCGUCAACGGCGUCUGAGCCAUCGACAAACGCUGCACAGGGGCGUGCCCCUCGGAGGUGGGCACGUGUGUUUGACAAGCAGAACGAAGGCCAGAAGUCACCCACCCCUGGGAAGACUAAGGAUGCAGAGAAGGCUCCAAGGAAGGCCAUCCUGGGCAUUCCUUUGCAGAGGGAAAAGACUGCUGUGCCAGCAAGGGAUGAAUCGGGAAUGCAGCAACUACGAACUGCUGCUUUCCUUGAGGCAUCUGUGUACUUGGCGCGAUCGGGCCGCCAUAGGGACAAGGCUCGCAACACUCAUGCCCCCGCCCGCCGCAUCGCACGAACUGUGGUGGCCCUGGGCCCAGAGCAGGGUGCUGUGGUGGGCCGAAAUGCGCUCAAGGCAAUCAAGGCCAUGGUAGAUGGUGCUGGCACCAACAUAUCUGCUGCCUCUUUCUGGUGGACCAACUGCGUCCACCUGCGACUGUUGCUGCCUACACUUGCUACAAAGGCUGGCAGGGAGGCGGGGCCAGGGCAAGGGAAGGCUGCUGCCACGAGUUCAGUCAAGGAUGCCCACUGGGCAGUGAAAGCACUCACCCCACAGGUGGUGAGAUUGGAGAAGUACAUCUUUGACAGGGUGGAGCAGUACCUGUGGUGGAAGGUGCUGAUGUCAGAGGCAGUUAAGACUGUGAGAAGGAUGGCACGUAUGACCUCCUCCUGCAGCAGUGUUGGCAGUCCUGGUCCGGAGACAGACAUCGCCGUCAGUCGAUGGCUUACUGCCCUGAACGCUGUCAACGAGCAGUUCCUUCUGUGCUCCUCUGGGAAGGUGCUGGAGGGACACGUGCCCCUCCUGAAAACUCAAGUGCUACGCAAUUGCAUGAAGAGAAUGGACAUGAUGCUGUUCCAGGAGAUGCUGGCGGAUGCUCAAGGGGAGGAUGGUGAGGGCAUCGUUGUGCGGGCAUCCUCUGAAACCAUGGGGACUGCCCUGGUGGACGAUGUUAUGGGCGGCGGGUCAGAGGGGUGGCCUAUCUUGGAGGACUCGAUGCUGCCAUUCAACAGGGGACCUUUAACGUUUGGAGUAGGCAUGAACCUGAAGAUGGCAGUGACGAGGUGGAGUGAAUGGGCAUUCACUGUUGAUGCCACUGGCAGCGAGCCCAGCCACAGCUUGUUCCCUCUGUUGACAGCGGCUGCAGACCUGCUGAUGAUGCCCAAAGAACUGCUCACUGACAAGGGUGUGAGGGAUGACAUUUUCGCUGCUUUGUCACUCGGGGCGAUGUGCUGCAUCUUGGAGCGGUACCAGCCAGACGAUUUCGCCCCCGAGCCCAUCACGCCAGCCGUGCAAGAGCAGCUGGAUGCCGAGCUCAAGGACACCAAGUCGCCCGCCCUGGAGGUGCGCAUCUCCUACCAGCAGCCGGACGCGGCCGCGAUCGGAAGAUUGGACGAGGGCGCGGCCGUCGACAUGGACAGCGAAAGCGAGGAGGACCUGGAUGAGUUGGACGCGCUGUAUGAGCGGUGCGGGGACGAGGGGCCGCCACGGUUCGAGGUGCUGAAGGACCUGUGGGGCAGGCGGCCCGCCGGGGCGGCCGGGGCCAAGAGGUGA